UACACGAUUCCCAAUCGAAGAUUACCCCCCACCUACCUACCACGCGGCGCGAAAUACUUAUUCUACUUAUUUACCUAUCUACCUACCUACUUACCCUACUCUAACUUCGACACCCUUUCGCACUUGAGAACUCGAUAAUUUGAGAACAAGCGGAAAAUAAUCAUCAUGCGCACACACUCUUCCCUCCUUACCCUACGACUGGGAUUAGGAUUGGGAUUGGGAUUUUUGACUUUGAUACAACCUACAUUUGGACAUGGGAAUGGGAAUGAAGAAUUGGUGGGGAGUGGGAGUGGAGAUUUAGAUGAGGAGAGGUUACCGUUGCCGAGUUAUCAUUUUGGGGCGGGGAUUAUGGUCGAAUGUAUGGAGAGGGAUGUGUAAGUUUUCCUUUCUUUCCUUUACUUUUUUGGGGAUGGGGAGGGAUAGGAUGAGGAUUUGUGGGGGAGGGAAAAAAGGGGAGGAAAAGAAGGGGGUAUUAGGGGAAGACGAAAAGAGGGGAGGGAGGAUGGCAGUUCGAUGGUCUUCGGCACACACACGCGCAUACAUACAUAAACAUUCGCGCGCGCAAAUCGCAGAAUACUAUAAUAUUGGUUGAGGGGGUCUGGGUUCAUGGAAGGAGAAGAGGGACAAUAAUACCUGAACGCCAGAAGGAUAUUGGAAAGGCAGAGAGUGGAUAAGGGAAGACAAUUGAAAAAACAGUCGAGCGCAGCGAGCUUGGGGGUUUGGGGGCUCGCCCCCAUUAAAAAGAUUAAAGAAAUUGGGAAUUGGAAAGAGAAGCUAUGAGGGGAAUGGGGAAGAUUAGGCUGGACGACGUUGCGAAUACGAAUUGUGUGUGUCGGAGACUAUGGAUGAUAAUGGGAGAUACUUGGGAAAAGAGUUACCAUGAUCGUGAAGUUUUCAAUAAAUGGACGAAAUUGGAUAGAGAGAGCUGGAAAAGGAUUCAUUGCGGAAAUUCGGAAAAAGGGGACAAGACGGAUAAAGCGCAAAUGAAAAUUUAUGAAUAAAAGCUAACUUUUUAUCAGUAAUACAGGAGAACAUGUUCAACUCGAUGAUAAUUCUUUAAAAUACAUACCAUUUCCGAAAUGUAAUGAAACAGGAAAACCAUUGGAAUUGAAAUAUGGAGUUGAAGAAGGUUUGUUUUUCCUUCUAUUGUCUAUUGUCGAUGUAUCAAAAGAGGACAAUCUACUAACUCUUUUCACCAAACACAGAACUCAACUGUACAAUUCCAUUAAUAACAGAUCCAUUUUUUCACCUCUUAGAGUUUUACAUCCACUCCGAUGCCCCUCUAUCCUGUCGUCUUCCAUCCCGUCCAGCUCCAACAGUUCAUCACAUAAACAGCUACCCAAAUUACAAACAAGAAUAUAUUCCAUUAACUUUCGCCCUUUCGGGGACCCUCCAACUAUCUCAUCUACAUAUCUCAACCCAUUUAAACGUCCUCCUUCACAGUGUACCGAAACACCAUUUACAAAAACACGAUUCAGGAGUUAUUGAUAGUGGAGUCGCUUAUAGUACUAGUCCUUUAAGUCAUAUUACUGGACCAGCAGCUUUGACGAAGAAAUUGAUUAUUGGUGAUGAGUUACCAUUAAGGUUAAGUGUGAGAUGGUUCCCUACUCCAUUGUUACCCAGGGAAAAUGGAAAAGUAGAAUGGAAUGGAUUAGGUGGUCAUGUAGGUUGGGUUACGAUCGGGUAUAUAAUUUUAGCUUUUGGAGCUGGAGCAACGGUAAUGGGGGCUUAUAUGGUAGGGUGGGAAGUUCCACGCAGGAUGAAGGGGUGGAGUGGGAGAUUAGCGAGAGCGGGGGGUUUGAGUGGUGGGGUGGGAAAGAGUCUGGGUGGGGCUACGCCGUUGGGUUAUGGGAUUAAGGGGAAUGGGAAUGGGAAUGCUUAUGUGAAUGGAGGGACUGUGGGGAAUGGAUGGGGAUUUGUUGGGGGUGGUACAGUGGGAAGGGAUGGGAAGAGGGAUUAGAUGGGAAUUGGGGGUUGGUGGUUGGUUGGUGGUUAUAGGAUGGAUUUCAUGAUGGGUGGUUAGAUGUGUUUUUUCAGGGAUUGUGGAUUAUGUUGAUGAUGACGAUGAUAUUUGGGAUGAUGGAUGAAUAGAUAGAAAAUUACUUCGCUGAAGAAGAGAGGAGUUUAUGAGUGAUAUGUUUUUUUCUUAUAUCGGAUUCUCCUGUAUUAGUAUUAUAAAAUCUACUUAUUCCACAUUAAACGAAAC
Molecule: messenger RNA, 2206 nt
Organism: Sclerotinia trifoliorum
Lineage: Eukaryota; Fungi; Ascomycota; Leotiomycetes; Helotiales; Sclerotiniaceae
Source: the annotation of a GenBank genome assembly